GUUUUCCCUCCGCGCGCCUGUCUGCGCGUGCGUGAAGCAUGGCGGAGAGCGGUGCCUGGCUGUUGGUGCUGAGCGCCGUUUUCCUCUGCAACGCGCUCAAGAUCGUGCUGCCCUCCUGCUCCUCUAUUAUAUCCAGGUUGUUACAAAAGGAUGCAGAGCAGGAAUCCCAAAUGAGAGGUGAAAUUCAGAAUAUGAAGCAAGAGCUCUCAACCAUUAGUAUGAUGGAUGAGUUUGCUAGAUACGCCCGUCUGGAAAGAAAGAUUAACAAAAUGACUGACAAGCUUAAGACUCAUGUGAAAGCGCGAACUGCCCAAUUAGCCAAAAUAAAGUGGGUUAUAAAUAUUGUAUUCUACAUCUUGCAAGCUGCCCUGAUGAUUUCUCUCAUUUGGAAAUAUUAUUCUGAACCAGUUAUGGUUCUUCCAAGCAAAUGGCUGGCACCAUUGGAGCGCUUGGUAGCCUUUCCUACAGGUGUGGCAGGUGGUGUUGGAAUUACAUGUUGGCUUGUGGUUUGUAAUAAAGUUGUAGCUAUCAUGCUUCACCCUUUCAGCUGAAGAAAUCCCUGUAGUAUAUGGAGUCUAAAUUACUUUACCACAGUACAAAAAAAACAUUUGUCUGUUAUGAUGGACCAGAUUGGAGACACUUCUUGUUACUUUAGUUGGAUGUUGGGCAGUAUUGGUUUUACUUUCUUUCGUUUGUUUUUUGGUUUUAUGAUCAGCAGCUUUCAAAGAGCAGCAUUGAUAUUUAUAAAACCUCAUUUUGAUGCAGAUAAACAUUGAUUGGUGGCAGAACCUUAAGGCUUUGUCAUAAUGUAUUCACAAAGGUCUUAGCAUUCUCUUUUUUCCAUCUGUUAAGUUGGAAAUGCACUGGCAUUAGUAUUUUUUGGAGCUUUGCUCUUUUGUUCUUUCUUUACUGUAUAGUACAGCAUUUUCACCCAAAGAUAUGAUUCCAUUUGGUGACAAGUGGUAUUUAAUCAAAAUAGGUAGUAUGGUUGUUUUAGAAUAAAACAGAAUUAAUUUCCUUUUUUUUUUUUUUUUAUCUGUAGAUUGGGUUAUUCUCAGACUAUCUUGGAAAAUAUUAGUGAUAUAUAUGCAGAAUCAACUUCUUAUAUUUUAGAUUAAUUUCUCAAUUGCCAAAUGCAGGUCAGCCGGUCACUUCAACACUUCUUUUAAAUUCCUCAUGGAAUAAAAAUUUUUAAAAUUCCUUGUGGAAUUAUUGAACACUGGGUGUUUUUUGUUUUUUGUUUUUUGUUUUUUUUUUUAAUUUCUUUCCCCACUACUUUUACUGAUAACUGACCUUUCCUUCCUUGCCUCAUUUUCUACUUCCCAAAUGGAGCAAAUAUUGCUAACAGUAUUUCUUACCAUGCUUUCGGAAAAAGGGUCCACCAACCUUUCCAAGCUCCAUGUUAGGAAAAGUAGAAAACAGUUGAUUCUGCAGAAAACUACAUCCCUAGAGCUUCAGCAUACAUUAAUGAUAGUAAUUCUUCCCAGUACUGCAGUUACACAACAGAAAAGCUGUGUUAACUUCUGUGCUAUCUGCAACCCAGUCUGUUCCAGCAGGCAAAGCAGUGGCUUUAAGAAGCUCUAUAAUACCUCCUUGGACAUAAGGUUGAACAAAGCUUUUGCAGAUUUUGGCUCAGCUCGUGGUCCAUACAGUGUUGUAUUAUUUCAGGUCCUUUGCCUGGCUGCAGGAAGUGGCUGGAGUGCAUCCAUAUAUUUAGAACUGCCUUUAGAAUUAAUUCAAAGAAUGAUGACACAUUUUCUGCAUGUCUGAGUGUAUGUAUUCAUUAAAUGUUUUUUUUUUUUUUUCUUAAAUGUUAUUUAAAAACUAAUUUGUUUUUAUAUUAGGGAUUGCAUUUAGCCAACAGUAAAGUGAAGGCAUUAAAUAUCGACAAGAAAAAAAGUCAAGAUUGAAUCUGUUACAUGUAUUUGUGUUUUUAUUUGUGAAAUAAAGUUUUUCAGUCCACCUCAGGUUUUCUAAUCCACAUUUUUAAUGUUAAUUACAGUUUUCCUAAACAAAAUAAAACCCACCUGUGUUCUUCAUA
Messenger RNA from Lagopus leucura (white-tailed ptarmigan), 2041 nucleotides. It is a transcript of the gene GET1, whose product is annotated as guided entry of tail-anchored proteins factor 1. The transcript is spliced from 5 exons. Gene Ontology annotation, biological process: tail-anchored membrane protein insertion into ER membrane. The record is from RefSeq and is a predicted model, not a curated record. Lineage: Eukaryota; Metazoa; Chordata; Aves; Galliformes; Phasianidae. Bases 39 to 551 code for a protein of 170 amino acids.